Etheostoma cragini (Arkansas darter) is the source of this 2183-nucleotide messenger RNA. It is a transcript of the gene cdk2, whose product is annotated as cyclin-dependent kinase 2. Gene Ontology annotation, cellular component: cytoplasm; nucleus; cyclin-dependent protein kinase holoenzyme complex. Gene Ontology annotation, biological process: regulation of G2/M transition of mitotic cell cycle; signal transduction; G1/S transition of mitotic cell cycle. Gene Ontology annotation, molecular function: cyclin-dependent protein serine/threonine kinase activity; cyclin binding; ATP binding. The transcript is spliced from 6 exons. Bases 643 to 1347 code for a protein of 234 amino acids. Lineage: Eukaryota; Metazoa; Chordata; Actinopteri; Perciformes; Percidae. The record is from RefSeq and is a predicted model, not a curated record.
UCAUGUGACCUAUGAGGUUAGUUUGUUGGAUGUUCGUUUUUCUUGUCGGUAAAAUGCGACUCAAUUUCUCGAUUUGCACCAACUGACAAAAAACCCAACUCAGCUUUACAGUAUUUUGAGAAAGAAAAAUCAUGUUACGUACUUGUCUGCACUCGUGUUCCCUUCACAACGAGUCAAACGGAAGACGCUUUUGAGGAGUAUAUUGGAAAAUAUUUGAAAGACCACCCGGCUACAUGAGUCGGUGUGCUUUGAACACAAAAACGAACGCUCCCAAGGUAACGCGGGAAACGCUACUGUGUAGGUUCAGUGUUUUCCAGAGAAGAGCAACCACAACGCUAAUCCAUAUAUUUACGGAUAUUAUCAUCGUCAGCGCCAACAAAUGACCUGACCCCCACAGUCUUUAGCUGUUUAGCUCCGAUCUGAGAAAGUUAAACUUCGACAACACCGCUGCCAUCCACAGGCUGUGUGGUGUAUCCGGACCGUUUAAACUAACAAGGAGCAGUUAAUUAUAUGUCGGUCCCCGCGCUGCUUAUUAACGUUUGUCUCUGUAGCCACCGAGCAAUUAUUAGCUCUCACACAAAGACUGGAGUCUGGCUGACUAGCUAAACAACCAACAAACCUCAAGUUCUGUUGAUUUGCAAAAUGGAUACGUUUCAGAAGGUGGAAAAGAUAGGAGAAGGGACGUAUGGAGUGGUUUACAAAGCCAAGAACAAAGUCACCGGAGAAACUGUUGCACUUAAAAAAAUCCGACUAGACACUAUUCAGAGUUAUCUUUUCCAGCUGUUGCAAGGCCUGGCCUUUUGCCACUCUCACAGGGUUCUUCAUCGAGACCUGAAGCCCCAGAACCUCCUCAUCAACGCCCAGGGGGAGAUCAAACUCGCUGACUUUGGCCUGGCAAGAGCCUUUGGAGUGCCCGUCCGCACAUACACACAUGAGGUGGUAACACUUUGGUACAGAGCACCAGAAAUCCUCCUGGGCUGUAAAUACUACUCCACAGCUGUUGACAUCUGGAGUCUGGGGUGCAUCUUUGCUGAAAUGCUCACCAAGAGGGCCUUGUUCCCCGGCGACUCUGAGAUUGAUCAGUUAUUCAGAAUCUUCCGCACCUUGGGCACACCUGAUGAGACUGUCUGGCCUGGAGUCACAUCAAUGCCUGACUACAAACCAUCUUUCCCCAAGUGGGCCCGGCAGGAAUUAUCUAAAGUGGUGCCGAUUCUUGAUGAGGAUGGAAGAGAACUGCUUGGAGAAAUGCUGAAUUAUGAUCCAAACAAAAGGUUAUCUGCCAAAAACGCCCUCGCACAUCGAUACUUCCGCGACGUCACCAUGCCAGUUCCUCAUCUGAGACUCUGAGUCAAGCAAAAUAUCGGCCCAUUUUAACACCAACAAUGUCUAAGCAAUAUGGACCUCCUCGCUUCAUAUCCACGGCUGGAGUGGACAGAAAAUGUGGACACUACAGGAUAUGUUGGAUCCUUCAAAGGAUAUUUGUUAAUGCCUAAAAACCAGCUUUCUAGAUGACCGACAUCCUGAGAGUUUUGCUGUUUUUUCAGCCAUGGUAUAGUAGUUAUGAAACUAAUUUUCAAUAUCAUAUUUGUGUGCAACUGCCAUUUUUGAUGCUAAUGCUAUUUGGGAUUGGGAUGGUCCUGUGACUGAGUACAGGUCAGAUUGACUAAUUCUAGUUAUCUGCCAUUACCAAUCUGCCAAUACUGCCAUUUCCUAAUUUAAAUGUUAUGUUGGCUUUAGGAAAUCCAAAUUUAAAUAGUCAAUUAGUUAGAAUUAAAUAUGAUUGAAGAAGUGUGUGGGAUAGUGCAAAUAACAAAUGUCAGCCAACAGUUUGUGCCAAAAGAACAUGAGACUACGGUUGUGUUCUUUUAGGUUGAUUUCUUGCAGUUAAAUCCUGUAUUUGGGUUUAAUGUAUCUUGAAGUGUUUUUUUUAACAGCACUUGUAGUUUAACACGCAAAACUGUUUCUGGUCGUUUGUUGGCAGGAUCACUCCCCUGAAUGAAGUGCUUAGAGCUUUGUACAUACAGUUGUGAAAUACGAAUGUUCCCCGUUGUAUUCAGAUUUUACGGAAUUUAAUGUGCUGUUGCGUCUUUCUUACUCUAGAUUUUAUUCAAACGUAAUGAACCGUUUUUAUGGAUAUUGUUUAUUUACAGUUUGAAAAAAAAAUAAACUUGUUUAAACAACUG